This is a messenger RNA of Aspergillus uvarum CBS 121591, 2374 nucleotides long. Its product is annotated as arylsulfotransferase family protein. Lineage: Eukaryota; Fungi; Ascomycota; Eurotiomycetes; Eurotiales; Aspergillaceae. The transcript is spliced from 3 exons. The record is from RefSeq and is a predicted model, not a curated record. Bases 326 to 2323 code for a protein of 665 amino acids.
CAUGCAUCCUUCACCCAUGCUGUUGACACCUUUUUACACGAUGAGUAUGAUACAUAUCGCUAUCACUCCAAACCAAGUGGGCCCUUGCCCCCCCUAUCCUCGGGGCACGGAUGGCAGCCAACAGAUUUUCAACCACCGGCGGCCACAAUGUGGAUCUUCCGCCAGUUCUUUAUGAAGAUCCAGAUCCGCCUCGAGUUCGCACUCCGACUUUUUGAGCACCUAUUCUGACUUCUGACUCCAAAACCGUCUGGAAAUGCGACUACGCAUACUCUAACAUACUACACCACCCGCCCCGCAACUCAAUGUGUAGCUGUCCGUCCUAGCGAUGACGAUGACGUUAACAUUGACGCCGGGCCUCUUCUUCUCCCUCAUCCUAACCCCCCUCCUAUUUCUACCAUGCAUCCUCGCAGAUGAAGGCCCCUACAACCAAUCGCAACUCUACGACCAAGGCCGCAUGGGCUCCUGGCCCACGGAGCUGUACCGAUCGACCACGGCGAUCGGGCUGGCCGUGAACUGGGUGCAGACGAGCCCGCGGUGCCAGGAUGCCGGAGAAUAUUACCUGCUCGCGCCGCGGGGCGCCAGCGUCCACCGGCCGGGGCCCAUGAUCCUCGACCACGGCGGCCACCUCGUCUGGACGAGGGCGUACGGGCAGACGUACAACGUGGACGUACAGCGGUACCGGGGCCAGGACUAUCUGACCUUCUGGGUAGGAAGCGAUGCCGAUGUUGGGCAUGGGCGGGGCACGUAUUUCAUGCUAGACUCCUCGUAUCAAGAAGCGUAUACCUUCCCGGCGGCGCGGAAUCGCCCCGGCGACCUGCACGAGUUCCACAUCACGCGCGACGACACGGCCCUCCUGACCAGCUACGACCGGCGGCGCGCCGACCUCUCGCGGGUGCCCGAUGAGACCGGGCAGGCAGGCCCCGUGGACGGCUGGAUCUGGGAGGGGACGUUCCAGGAGCUGGACAUCGCGACGGGCCGGCUGCUGUUCGAGUGGCGCGCCUCGGAGCAUUUCGCCUUCGAGGACGUCGUGCGCGGCCGCGAGGCCGGGCAGGGCGUCUCCGCGGCCGAGCCCUGGGAUUUCUUCCACAUCAACAGCGUCGACAAGGACCGCCGCGGCAAUUACUUGGUUUCGGCGCGGUAUACCAACUGUCUGAGCUACGUCGACGGGCGCACCGGCGAGAUCCUCUGGCGGCUGGGCGGAAAGAGGAAUAACUUUACCGAUUCAGCAGAGUCAGGCCCCGCCACGAACUUCACCUGGCAACACCACGCCCGCUUCCGCGACAACGACACCGCCAUCACGCUCUUCGACAACGCCUCCCGCGGCGUCGGCGCCCCCGCCCGCACCUCCCGCGGCCUGUACCUGGACGUCAACCAGACCGACCUCACUGUCCGCCUCCGCCACGAGUACUGGAACACCCCGGACCAAGCCCUCAGCAGCCAGAGCCAGGGCAGCCUGCAGCUCCUGGCCAACGGCAACGUGCUGGUCGGCUACGGGUGGAACGCGGCGUGGACCGAGUUCUCCCGCGAGGGCGAGCCCCUCUGCCAGGUGCACUUCGGCCCGCAGCGCGAGUUUGGGCUGGGCAAUAUCCUCUCCUACCGCGUCUUCAAGCACCCCUGGCGCGGGGCCCCGCGCUCCCGUCCGGAUUUUGAGGUGUAUAGGUAUCGGGCCGCAGCGAGUUGGAAUGGGGCUACGGAGGUGGUAGCCUGGGGGCUGGAGGGGACGGAUGAUGCUUCUGCUGGGCAGCAGCAGCAGCAGCAGCAGCAGCAGCAGGGGAAUCUGGAAUCAGGGGGAGAGGGUGGGAGUGCCGCGGCCUUGGCGAGAGUCACGACCGUGCCGAAGGUGGGGUUUGAAACUGUCAUCCCUAUUCCGGAGGAUGCAAGGGAAUACAGGUAUCUCCGCGUGCUGGCGCUGAAUGCCUCGGGCCAUGUGCUGAGCGCGUCCAAGCUGGCGCGCUGGGAUCCUGCGGCUGAGGAGGCGGUUGUGGUCUCUGGGACUGAGGAAGGUGAUGACUAUGGUCUGGGGCGGUUUGGCACUAGGGAGAGGGUAGCUGUGGCUGGGCUCUUGGGUUGUGCGCUGGUGCUCGUUGUCGGGGUCUGCCUCUUACGCCGGUUCGGAGUUCUGUUCCGGAGGACUGCGCUCCGUCGUGUGGAUGAUCGGAAGCGCGGAGGUUUCCGGCGUUCGAAACGCUGGGACGCGGAGGACGAGGGACGUUUGAGCGAUGUUGAAGGUGGGGAGGGGGUGGAACUCUCGUCUUUGUUGGGACAGCACCGGGUAGGCCCUCUAUCGGACAGAGAGGGUGAAGAAUAUCGAAGCAGGAAUUGAUACCCACGAAGCUGGUGUGAUUUAUCGGGUUGCCGUUUGGACUUGGCAAGC